Molecule: messenger RNA, 810 nt
Organism: Ceratina calcarata
Lineage: Eukaryota; Metazoa; Arthropoda; Insecta; Hymenoptera; Apidae
Exons: 3
Coding region: 1-810 (269 amino acids)
Source: RefSeq, a predicted model, not a curated record
AUGGAACACAAGAACUACACCACGGUGUCGUACGAUCAGUCAGCAGUUAACUGUACUCUAUCGAUGCCCGACGAUCUCCGAGUCAGCAUAUCGGGGAGAGAUCAUUACGAAGUUUCGAUGGCCGAUGGAGUUAAUCUGAAGGUAACGGAGAACCGCGAGGCUACGAAUUUCGAUAGAAGAGACAUACUGCGGAGCACUUACUCCAUUCCAUACGACUGGUUAUUUCCAUUUGGCAGGAACGGUAACGGUAUUCGGGAAAAUACUCAUGACCUCCCACUAAUAGAAGAUGUGGAAGCUCUACCGCGGUUAUUGAGAAUUCGUAUUUUGCGUGGCUUCAAGCAGCCGGGUAGAAACGCGAUAACAGACAUACAACAGGCAUUAGGGAACUAUUGGAUGUCCUUGGUCCGAAGUACUUUUCAAUCACACAUGGAUCGGGAAGAAAAUUCUGAGAAAGAGGAAGCUACGAAGACAGUAUACGAUCGCAUGGAGGAUGAGUUACAACCAUUGUCGUUGGGUAUUAAAAAGGCGAUCGACGUCGAAACGUACAAGAUUGGUUUAGAAAAGGAAUGGAAAACGGCGAAGCCAAAAACUCAGGGAAUGGCGUUCGAAAGGUUUCUCGGUCACCAGACGAUGGAGAAGGAAGUGCUCAAUUGGUACAAACAUUGCAUGAGAGAGAAGUAUAUUCUGCCGUACUUUGAGAACAUCAGUGGGACCUGUUUCCUUUGGAUAAUGGAUUGCAUGACGAUCGCCUUGAAAGUAAGUGUAUCCGACAAGUGGGACGGCAAGAUCGGCGAGAGUCAAAAGUUCUAA